Messenger RNA from Miscanthus lutarioriparius, 1074 nucleotides. The record is from the annotation of a GenBank genome assembly. Lineage: Eukaryota; Viridiplantae; Streptophyta; Magnoliopsida; Poales; Poaceae.
AUGUCAGUGGCGGCCGCGGAGGCGUCAAUGCGCGGCACCGAGACGGCUGGUGCGAAGCCUGCUGCGCGGCGGCUGGGCCGCGUGCUGGUCGGGUGCCGGCGGCGGGCCGCCGUGCUGCUCCUCGCGCUGGCCUACGCGGCGGCGAUGCUCGUGCUCACCAUUGGCGUCAGCGAGGGGUUUGGACCCAGCGGUGCGGUGGCGGGCGCGCUGGGGCUGCGCGCGCAACCGGCGUCCCCCGGGUCCGUGUACCGCAGCCACCUCGUGUUCGAACGGCUCCUCCCGGAAAUGCGCGCCUUCGCCUCGCGGCCGAGCCCGUUAGUAACAUCUCAUUACAAAAAGUCUGGAAAGCAAUGGGAACCUUGUAUCAGCAAGGGGUUGAUACACUCAGAGUUACCGCCUUCAAAUGGUUUCCUCAUAGUUGAGGCAAAUGGUGGCUUGAAUCAACAACGCAUUUCAAUUUGUGAUGCUAUUGCUGUGGCCAAAAUUCUUAAUGCAACUCUUGUGACACCAGCAUUUCAUUUGAAUAGCGUUUGGCGUGAUUCUAGCAAAUUUGGUGAUAUCUUUGACGAAGAUCACUUCAUUGAGUCGCUUAGAAAAUAUGUAAGGGUUGUAAAAGAUCUUCCUGAAGAUGUUUUUGUGCGAUUCAACCAUAAUAUCAGCAUAAUACCAAAUAUGAGAACCAAAGCUUUCUCACCCCCAAGUUACUACCUACAGCAGGUGCUUCCAAAAUUGUUGGAGCUAGGGGCUGUGCGUAUUGCCCCUUUCUCAAAUAGACUGGCCCAUUCGGUUCCUAUGAAUAUCCAGGCAUUGAGAUGUUUGACAAACUAUGAGGCACUAAGAUUUUCUGAACCAAUAAGAAUUCUUGCAGAUAAUAUGGUUGACCGAAUGAUCAAGAGGAGUUUUUUAACUGGUGGGAAGUACGUCUCGGUGCAUCUUCGCUUUGAAGAGGAUAUGGUAGCUUUUUCAUGCUGCAAAUAUGAUGGUGGUUCGAAGAAGGAGAAUAAUGCAAUGGAAAAUGCUCGUGAAAGGAGCUGGAGAGGAAAUUCCACCGACCUGGUGAGUGAUAAAUCCUGA